Messenger RNA from Zootoca vivipara (common lizard), 8066 nucleotides. RefSeq names its product pyruvate kinase L/R (gene PKLR). Gene Ontology annotation, molecular function: magnesium ion binding; pyruvate kinase activity; potassium ion binding. Gene Ontology annotation, biological process: glycolytic process. The record is from RefSeq and is a predicted model, not a curated record. NCBI's taxonomy places the organism in Eukaryota, Metazoa, Chordata, Lepidosauria, Squamata, Lacertidae.
CAGCAGAGGUUUAGGUGGGCUCCCAUCCCAGGUUGAUGAGCCCCAUCUUCCCUAACUCACCCAUUGGCUCCCCUCACCUGUUUUAGCCGGCCAGUCGAGGCCAUUCCUGAGAAGUGGCUCCUGUCGCAUGUCAACAGCUUCUAGGAGCAGGGCUUCCCCCCCCCCAGCUGGAGCUCACCAGAACUCGGUUCCAGCACCUCUCAGGUGGGCUGAGAGAAAGAGGGAGGUGUUUAUGGUGAGUUCCGACACCUCUUUUUUGUGGAAAAACAGCACUGUCUAGGAACCACAGGCUGCCACCUGCCCCUCAGUUCCCUCUAGAGCAUGCACAGAAACCAACUUCUUGACUGUUGGACCCGCGAUCCGUCUCGCCAGCUCAGUCCGCCAGAACCUGAUAAUAAUAGCAAUAAUAAUGGGGAGCAAUUGCUAGCUUUGUACACCAACCACCGAGUGGAUAUUGUGGACUUAGAACCGAGCUGGUAACUCUUUAACCAGGGAGAGGGGUGGGGUGGCUGGGCGAGGGGAGGCCUGGAGGCCUGGCAGUCAGGGCAGAGUCUACCUGGCCCCAGAACGAAGCUGGGAAGCUUUGAGAGGGAGGCGUGUGAAGAUGGAGGGUGCGUCUGGGCUAGGCCUGGGGAGGAAGGGACGGGUAGAAGGGAGCUGCGGGCCGGGCCUCUCCAGCAGAUGGAACGGAGGUAACAUCUCGAUUCUCCCAGACGACAUGGCCAGCCUCACCCAGGAGCUGGGCACUGCUUUCUUCCAGAAGCACCAGCUGCCGGCGUCCAUGGCGGACACCUUCCUGGAACACCUCUGCCUGCUGGACAUCGACUCGGAGCCCAUAGCCGCCCGCAGCACAGGAAUCGUCUGCACCAUUGGCCCUGCUUCCCGCUCGGUGGAAAUGCUCCGUGAGAUGAUCAAGGCCGGAAUGAACAUUGCACGGCUGAACUUUUCGCACGGCUCGCACGAGUACCAUGCAGGAUCCAUUGUGAAUAUCCGGAGAGCAACGGAGAGUUUUGCCUCCAACCCGCUCUUCUACCGACCGGUGGCCAUUGCCCUGGAUACCAAAGGCCCAGAGAUCCGCACCGGUGUGGUCAAAGGGGGCGUGGACCAAGAAGUGGAACUGGUGAAAGGAUCGCGGGUGAUGGUUACGACAGACCCAGCCUUCCAGGAGUGUUGCGACCAGCACACCGUGUGGCUGGAUUACGUCAACUUGCCCAAAGUCAUCAAAGUCGGUGGGCGGAUCUUCAUCGACGACGGCCUCAUCUCCUUGCUGGUCAAGGAAAUACGCCCCAACGGCUGCGUCACGGAGGUGGAGAAUGGUGGGAUGCUGUGCAGCCACAAGGGGGUGAAUCUGCCGGGGGCCGAGGUGGACCUGCCGGCGGUCUCCAAGCGAGACAUCCAGGACCUGCAGUUUGGCCUGCAGCAGGGCGUCGACAUCGUUUUCGCCUCCUUCAUCCGCAAGGCCAGCGAUGUGGCUGCCAUCCGGAAGGUUCUGGGAGAGCAGGGCCGCAACAUCAAGAUCAUCAGCAAGAUCGAAAACCACGAGGGAGUCAAAAGGUUUGACGAGAUCCUGGAAGCCAGCGAUGGCAUCAUGGUGGCACGAGGAGACCUGGGCAUUGAGAUCCCCGGCGAGAAGGUUUUCCUGGCUCAAAAGAUGAUGAUUGGGCGAUGUAACCGUGCAGGGAAGCCUGUGAUAUGCGCCACUCAGAUGUUGGAGAGCAUGAUCAAGAAGCCCCGCCCCACGAGGGCGGAGACCAGCGAUGUGGCCAACGCAGUCUUGGAUGGAGCCGACUGCAUCAUGCUGUCUGGGGAAACCGCCAAGGGGGCGUAUCCUGUGGAAGCGGUGCGGAUGCAGCAUGCGAUUGCUCGAGAGGCUGAGGCCGCCAUAUAUCACCACCAGCUCUUUCAAGAGCUGCGCCGCCUGACCCCGCUGAGCCAGGACCCCACGGAGGUGACAGCCAUCGGCGCUGUGGAGGCUUCCUUCAAGUGCUGCGCAGCUGCCAUUAUCGUCCUCACGACAUCCGGCAGGUCUGCUCAGCUGCUGUCCCGCUACCGUCCCCGGGCCCUCAUCAUCGCCGUGACCCGCAAUGAGCAAGUCGCCCGCCAGGCCCACCUCAGCCGCGGUAUCUUCCCAGUCCUGUGGCGUGGGGACACCCAGGAGGUGUGGGCGGACGAUGUUGAUCGCCGAGUGCAGUUUGGCAUCGAGAUCGGCCGGGUGCGAGGUUUCCUGCGGUCCGAGGACUUGGUCAUCGUGGUUACAGGCUGGCGGCCUGGAGCAGGUUAUACCAACAUCAUGAGGGUGCAGCAGGUUCCGUAAGCACAGCGAGAAGCACCUCCCAAAAAAAUCCCCAUCAAGAGAGAUGCCCAUGCCCUACGACAUUUCACAGCUGAAAAAUGGGGAUAUGCUUAUAAAGUCCCUGUGCUUCUGGCAAGGGUUAGUUACAGGUCAUACCAGCUGCCUCUUGCUUUCCUAUAUACGAGCGAUGUCUGUUCUCUGCCUGCUGUUUCAGCUGACUGUGCACCAACCCUCUCCUCCUCUGAUUUAAAAGCCAAGUGGGUGCUUCAUCUUCAGUUAAAGAUAUGUUUGGGGGAACGCUAUUGUCCUUCAGUCUGUUGUUGACUGUUCCUAAGGUGGUGAGACCUCAGCGGAUGAGGCAUCUCUAAGAAAUACCUGCUUGCAUGUGCUGCAGGUGUAUUAGUGUUUAAGCCUGAUGGUGGCAGAACCUCAGGCCUGGGUAGCGGAGGGCGUGCGGCCCCCCAGCCCUCUCUACCUGGCCCUUGUAAGUGUCCACAGGUCACCCCCCUCACUGGCCUUGCAUUGCACCCCGAGUGCUUUUGCCUGCCUGAAAUUGUGCCUUUUGCUUCUCCGCAUGGAAGCUGGAGAGAGGUGGGGUGGGGGAGAAGCCUGAUUCAGUUCACAUUUAAAUGCAAAUCAACUUCAUGCACACUUUCUGAAACAAUAUACAAACCGGAACACACAGCCAUCUUUCGAAAUUUGCACCCCUCUGAACUUUGCACUCAGAGUUUGUGCUCAAAUUUGCACCCCUCUGAAUUUUGCACUCUGACUUUUGCACUCCUGUUAAGAAAAAAUAUAAAAGUUGGAGGAAAAUAUGCUUUAUAUUAUGCAAAAUGGUCUGUUGGGAUAUAUUCAUACUGAAAUCCUCUUCGAGGCCAACCUGCCAAACAUAAACCCAUAAACAAACACCCACCCUCUUCCAACCCCUCACGGGCAAGCAUUGCCUCCUCUUUCAAAAGCUGCUGCGUCUGAUCUUUCUGCACAGGGAAGCAGAAGACAAAGUCUCUCUCCCCCCCCCCGCCCUUCCUUCCCUGAUUGCCAAUCUGUCGCUGAUCUGCCAUGAUCCUGUAAUCCCAUCUAAACCUUCUUUAAUCAAUCCCAGAACCGCACCCAUUAAUCCUUCUCUCCAACCAGUGGUGGCCUCCCAGUGUUUGGUUGGGACUACCAGCAACUCCAAGGGACCCAGGUGGCGCUGUGGUUAAACCACUGAGCCUAGGGCUUGCUGAUCAGAAGGUCGGCGGUUCGAAUCCCUGUGAGGGGGUGAGCUCCCGUUGCUUGGUCCCAGCUCCUGCCAACCUAGCAGUUCGAAAGCACGUCAAAAUGCAAGUAGAUAAAUAGGAACCGCUAUAGCGGGAAGGUAAACGGCGUUUCCAUGUGCUGCUCUGGUUCGCCAGAAGCGGCUUUGCCAUGCUGGCCACAUGACCUGGAAGCUAUACGCCGGCUCCCUCGGCCAAUAAUGCGAGAUGAGCGCGCAACCCCAGAGUUGGUCACGACUGGACCUAAUGGUCAGGGGUCCCUUUACCUUUACCAGCAACUCCAGGCCUCUCUCUCUCUCUCUCUCUCUCUCUCUCUCUCUCUCUCUCUCUGUGUGUGUGUGUGUGUGUGUGUGUGUUUGUGCAGAUGGAAAAAGCAUUGUUGCCUCCCAGUCAGAAAAGGAGGGGCGUUGUGCUCAGUUACAAGUCCUUGGGAUAGCUCAGUCGGUAGAGCCACAAGACUCUUAAUCUCAGGAUCGUGGGUUUGAGAAGAUGUGGGGUUGUACUAGAAGAUGAUCCUCGUGGCCCCUUCCAGCUACAGUUCUGUGAUCUGAUUCCACGCAAAUGCAUGCAAGAGUAGAAGAACAGUGGCUGCUAUUGCCCAUCUGAACUUGUGGGGUAAAAGGCAGGGAGCCCAACGGCAGGUGCGGUGCCAGAGCCAAUGACAAUCCGAGCUAGACGAGGGAAAGGCAGACCCCAGUCAUUUUUUAGAACUGCAAUCUCAGGAGUUGCUUUGAGUGGAGUGUGUUCCCUGAUUGGCUGGGCUUCCUUUGCUCUUUUUUUUGAGAGCUGCAAGCUCAUGGGUGACUUGGGGAAGGAUGGUCAGCCUAGCCUGCCCAUCCGCCCCCCCCCCCGCACCUCAUUAUCAGCUGCUCAGAUCCUCUGUUAAUCUGACCUAAUCAAAUUAAAAAGAAGCCCUUUAAUCACUGCUGAUCCUUGCACAAGUAAACAGAGCCACACCAAGCAGACCUGGUGCCAAGGGAGCCUUGGGAAUUCUGCAGCCAUGACUAGCAAAUACCCCGCUCUCUCCAGGCAUCCCAGGCCCAGCUUAUAUUUCAUACGACUUCACGUACUUGGAGGGUCAAAUUCCUUUUAAUAAAUGGGUCCUGGCAGGAGCUGCUCAGUUUGUAAAUAGCUCCCUCAUGCGUCCAGCCACUGAACUGUAGGCCAUGCUCUUCUUGGCGAAAUACCUUUGGGGGCCCCUGGAAUGACUCCACCCACUGAGGCUGGCUAUUGGCUACUUCUGGGCAGGAAGGUGUAUGAAAGGCUACCUGUUGCAGCCUGAGCAACAUGGUUGUAUUGAGUAGCUGGCUAACUCCACCUUCCUGGUUUGCCCUGUCUUCCAGCUUGCCCUUCAAGCCCCGCUUCCUGGUGUGGCAUUCAGAAGGUUGGUUCGUGGGCAUAGCAAUCCGGGCCUAUCUGGUAGGGCAGAAGGCGGGGAGCACAGCAGCAGGUGGCGCCAGAGCCAAAUAAUGCUAAUUUUGCCCCCACCUUCCUCCCUGCUGAGUUCUACACAAAACAACACUCAGACUUAGGAGAAGGAGGAGAACACCUGCGGGCAGAAGCCCUUCCUCGACUGGAUACAAGUCAGGAGGCAGGCGGGUGGGAGCUGGCUGAGUGCCCCACUUGCCCUAAUGGACCAUCUAACCACUGGCAGGAAUCUAGAACGAGCCAGGAAGUUAGGGUUGGUGAGCAAGACCACCAGAGCAAACCAUUCUUGAGACAGGAAGCCUUCUUAACGCUCCUUCCUAAUAGCCCAUGGCCAGUGCAGAGGGGCGGAGUCAGUCCAGAAUGUUAUUUCCUGAGAAGCUGCAGUGUCACAGCUUGCCAUAUGGGGCAUUGCUCAGCAGUGAGUAAGAAGGCAGGCGGGUGGAGGCAGAUUGAGGUUGGUGGGGCAGUUCCCCCAUUCACCCUGGUAUUAUUAUUAUUAUUAUUAUUAUUAUUAUUAUUAUUAUUAUUAUUUGUAUCCUGCUCAUCUGGCUAAGUUUCCCCAGCCACUCUGGGCGGCUUCCAACAGAAUAUUAAAACAAUCUAUUAAAUAUUAAAAGCUUCCCUAAACAGGGCUGCCUUCAGAUGUCUUCUAAAAGUCUGGUAGUUGUUUUUCUCUUUGACAUCUGAUGGGUGGGUGCCACUACCGAGAAGGCCUUCUGCCUGCUUCCCUGUAACUUGGCUUCUCGCAAUAAGGGAACCGCCAGAAGGCCCUCAGAGCUGGACCUCAGUGUCCAGGCUGGAUGAUGGGGGUGGGAGACGCUCCUUCAGGUAUACUGGGCCGAGGCCGUUUAGGGCUUAGAUCAGCACCAACACUUUGAAUUGUGCUCGGAAACGUACUAGUCCUCACUAGUUUCUGUCUCUCUCAUGCAAGCUACCAAUUGCAUCGUCUGCUCUGGAUUUUGGAGGGCCUUUGGGCAGAGAUGUCAUUGGUUGGUCCUCUCCUUAAUCUCUCUCUCUCUCUCUCUCUCUCUCUCUCUCUCUCUCUCUCUCUCUCUCUCUCUCUCUCUCUCUCUCUCUCUCUCUCUCUCUCUCUCUCUGGGCCCAAUCAGUUCACCACCCAGAAAGAGCAAGUCGAGUCUACUUGUUGCUGCUUGGGGAGGAGAAGCAAAGCCAAGUGAUGGCUGGUGUUCAUUGAGACUGGUAGGGCAGAAAGCAGGGAGGCCUAGGGAUGGGCAGAGCCAGAGCCAAUGACAGGCAGAUCCAGAGCCAAUAACAGGCCAGCCUCCUGGCUUUCCAGUACAGUGCCACCUAGUGGAGAUUACUUAUAUUUAUGCAAAUGAUUUGAACGGCAGAGAGGAAAUGUAUUUACCGCUAGUGGCUGGUAGGGCAGAAGGCGAGGAGUCCAACAGUAGGGGGAGCCAGAGCCAACGACAGACAGAGCCAAUGAAUACCAGUUUUUUCAUCACCUGCCUCUUUGUUGAGUUCUCCGAGGGGAAAUGUUGCAACUUAGGUGGCAGCGGAGGAGGCUGACAGCCAGUGCCGCUCCUGAACUGGUUGCAAGUACAAGCGUGGGCAGUUGGGGGCAAUUUAUGGGGCAGUAGGCUGGAGGUCAGCAGUGGGCCCCUUGCUCAGGUGCGGGACCCAGGAGAUACCUGAAGAUGCUUGAAAAUGAGGGAGUGGGGGGCUGUUAGCUGACCUCAUGCUUGCUCUGUCCUCUUUCUUCAUUUCCCCGACCUUGAUUUAUAAUCUACUUAAAGCUGGAAGUCCAGACCUUAAUCAGGAAAGAUUGCCAUGGCCACCACCCCAUCACUAUUUAGCCCUGGAUUGAGAGAGAGAGGAAUACAAUAUGGAUUUAAAAUGAUAAUCCAGCUAGGAGAAAGGAGAGAGACCCAGUUUGCUUGUGUGGCCAACAGAAGGGGGGGAAGGCACAGAGAACGGUGUUUUGCAUUCUCAUUUGCAAACCGGAGUCUCUUUGCUGCGGCCUUCUCUUAGUUUGGAUUUUGAGAGGAUUUCCCACUCUUCUGUUCCUUCGUCAUUCUUAGAGAUCUGCUGGAUCAGGCCCAAGGCCUGCCUGGUCCAGGAUCCUGCUCUCACAGGGGCUAACCGGAUGGCUGUGAGAAACGGGCAAGCAGGACCUGAAUGCAGGAGCCCCCUCCCCUCCUGUGGCCCCCAGCAACUGGGAUUUAGAACCCUGAAGAGCUGCUGCCACUGUUUUAGCUGGUGGGGCGGGCCCAGUAGUGGCUCAUGGCCUGGUCCAAGGUGGGUCGUAACAGGAGCACUUGCCAGCGAGCAAAUAUGUGAUAAAAGAUUAAGAAAUGGGUCCCCAAAUCGCAUUUGGAUUGCAAGUGGGUCCUGAGUCUGAAAAGGUUGAAGACUACAGUGGUACCUCGGUUUAAUUACACAAUUGGUUCUGGAAGUCUGUACUUAACCUGAAGCGAACUUUCCCCUUGAAAGUAAUGGAAAGUGGAUUAAUCCGUUCCAGACAGGUCCACAGGGUACUCAACCUGGUACUCAACCUGAAGCGUACUGAAGUAUGAGUGUAAUUGGCUCUGGAAGUCUGUACUUGACCUGAAGCGUACUUAACAUGAAGCGAACUUUCCCAUUGAAAGUGGAUUAAUCCGUUCCAGACGGGUCCACGGAAUACUUACACUGAAAGUACUCAAACCGAAAGUACUCUGAAAGUACUCAAACCGAAGCGUACUUAAACCGAGGUAUGACUGCAUUGGUGUAGAGACAAUAUGGGUGAAUUUUCGGAAUCUGUACAAGGCAACUUCCUAUGCUGUUAUGUAACUGAAUGUAAUUACUCCUCCUCCACCAAAGGCCCACUCCCUGUCAUGUAGGAAUUGCGCCUUUAAUGUGGUGGCUUCUUCCCUUUGGAACUGCCUCUUGUCGGAUAGGCGAUUGUCUUUUUGGUGCCUGUUAAACAGCUUCAUCUUUCAACAUGCCUUUUAUCCCUAGCUGUAUCUGUAUUGGAUCUGAGAUCAUUUUAAUGGCUGACUUUAAUAAAAACAACAACAACAAACUGUUUGCUUUGGGAUAUUUUCAUGGGAAGCAAUGAACAAAGAAAUAAAAUUAAUAUGUGAAUAACC